This is a messenger RNA of Cladocopium goreaui, 1384 nucleotides long. The record is from the annotation of a GenBank genome assembly. NCBI's taxonomy places the organism in Eukaryota, Dinophyceae, Suessiales, Symbiodiniaceae.
AUGCAACAUGUACAAACUGCCUGGGUUUGAUGGUUGCCAAUGGUUGCGCUGUCGACAAACUUUGGAUCGAUAUCGUCGCGAUUGUGCUAAUGAAGGGAAGUACUUCGAGGCAGCGCUUGCAGAUGCCAGGACAAAGGAGCUCAUUAGAUUAGAAGGCCAGUGGCAAAGAGAGGUUGUGUUGAAGCGGUUUCUUGCAGAACGUCGCAAGCUGGGGCACGAAUUUCAGAACGAAUUCAAGGAAUUGCUGCUAAGCUUGGAUCAGUCCUUCAAGACCUUUAAGGCUGAGAAGCAAAAGAGAAGAGCGAACGUCGGGCAGAAUAAAGUCAAGGAGUCUUGGCCAUCGGAUCAAGAGGUCUCAGAAGAGGCGGAAGAGGAGGAACGAGAAGAUGAUGAAGUCUUGGAGGUUUCUGCGAGUGGCAGUCAUUCAAAGGUGAUGGCGCGCUGCACCUGGAGCGAAGAGAUCCAGGACAGCAAAGUUAUCUCGGAUCCCACUACCUUGGUGAUGUCCACUUUUCCACUGAUUACGCGGUCUGGUCAUCCUGUGGAGAAGGAAGAGUUGGCUUCACCUGAGAUACAAUUGCCUUGUCGGGUUCACUCAGUCAAAGCAAUUGAGUUGAGACACAAGGCAAGAAAGCUCGCUUUGGUACACAGGUAUGCCGCCGCCGCAAAGCUUCAGGCAAAGGCAAAACACAUUGAGGAGGAGUGGCGUCAAUCCCAUGUUGCGAAAGUGAAGGAACAGGAGAAGGACACAUCACAGGAGAUGCUUGCAAGGGAGAAGAUUCGGUUGGAGAAGCGUUUGGAAGAAGAACAACGAGCUCUUAGCAAUGACGCCCUGAGAGCUCAGCAACAGCUCCUACAACAGCACAGCUGUCGGAAAGACCGCUUGGUCCGCAGGCAGGUGAAGAUUUGGAAGUCUGUCAGAGGAUCCCAGAGCCUUGAAGAGGCUCUCAGGGAGGCAGCUGGACGCGGAGACAGCUCAGUGGCAUCUAGCGAAGCAGCGAGUUGGGAUGCGGCUUGGGAUCUUAGAUGAUGCACAUCUUGUGCUUGGGAUGUUUGGAACGUUUUGACCGGAAAAAGCUGAAUUUUGAAACUGUUCUCUGGUGAUGUUCGUCCCACAUUCGGGAACCGAGCCAACUAUGCCACCAGUUCAUCUCCGAAGCUUGCAGGGAAACCGCGGCAACCGUGGCAACUCGCGUCCGGCCUCAGCGCCCGCGCGGAGAAGGUGAUGUGUUGAGCAACGCGAUGCCACACGAGCCACCGGUGAUCUGCGAUGAAUUCCCCGAACUCCAACGAUGAAUUCCGGUGGGACUUCCCACUUCCUUGCCAUCUAAGAUGGAAAGUGAAGAAACAAGUGAUCGGACAGCCAAAGCCGGGAUUGGAAAAG